UUUAGAUUGAGAGGGCUGCUUGACUGAAACAUUGGGAGUCUAAAGCGAUUAUAUUCUCUGCUCAUAAGAUAAAGCCUCCAGUGUUUUGCUUACAUCAUAGCUGAGUAAACACUCAACAGAAACCAAAAAGACAAAGUCAAGCCCUGAGUGCUGGUCCAUCAUUUCCCAUUCAUGAUGGAUGUUUUGUCACGAAUCCCGCUUCCUGAGUCUGUGUUUGCCUGUGUUUCUGUCCUGGAGUGUGUUUCCGGUGUCCUGGAACGCACCCUGUCUGGUUGCCGGGCGCAUUAGCUUGUUGGGAGAUCGAUGUUCACCCGCACCUGUAUCCCAUCAGUAAUCUGCACACCUGUCCUGAUCAUCACCUCUCCCCUUCAAAAGCUCUGACCUGACAUCCUUUCCCUGCCGGAUCGUUAGCCAUGAACAGUAUGUUGUGCCCACGAACCAGCCUCCAGUUUAUAGAGUUUGUUUUGUUUUAUUGUUUUGUACGUCUUGCUUGCCUUUAACUUACCGCCGUUUGUUUUGUCUACAGCCAUUCACCCGGAACCCAUACCCCAUCCCUGUCUGCUCGUCGCCAGUGUGUUGUUAUCCAUUGGAUCUGCCUAUCCACUCCCAUCAACCCACCUCUGCUGCCCGCUCCUCCACCCGGAACUAUCUACCUCCACGUUCUCAUUGAUUAAUAAAUACUCACCAUCUUUAUACUCACCUUGUCCUGGUCUGCUUCUGGGUCCAAUUCUGGUCAACCCUGACAUGUUUAUAGUUUAUUUAUUGCCUACUUGGCUCCACGUCCAAUUUGAGUUGAAAGUUUAUUUUAAACAGGGCUUCACUUUAUGAAGUGAAAGAAAAGGAAAUAAUGAUUACAUAGACUCAUAACAACAGUAUGGUAGCCUACAGUAUGAGUGCUGAGUUGUGUUCUGGUGCUUGACAGGGUCAUACCAGCCAUUGAUUAGUUACCUGGACUGGCCGAGCUGUUUCAUUUCCCUACUGCUGUGAAGGAGUGUUGCUUGCUCGGAUAGGUCCUGCCACCCUUUCCAAAGCCGGGAUCUCAGAGGCCUCUAGGGUGAUGUCUGUCGUGUGUGUGUGUGUCUGACUCAUCUCAGCAUUGAGAGUGACAGAAAGCCCAACCAGCAUGACCAUGACAUAGGGAUUAUCUUGAUAUGAUGAAUUUGCUUCAUCACCGAAUCUGUACAAUUCUGUAGAAUUUCUAAUACAGCUUACAAGCAUGUCUAAACAGCUGAGCUUUGAAGUGUAUUCAUACAGCGGAGUUGAUUUGGAGCAGGUGUGGACAGGUAUUUGUAUUUAUUAUGGAUCCCCAUUAGUUCCUGCCAAGGCAGCAGCUACUCUUCCUGGGGUCCAGCAAAAUGAAGGCAGUUCAUACAGUUUUAAAAACAUAACAUUACAUUCACAGAUUUCACAACACACUGUGUGCCCUCAGGCCCCUACUCCACCACAUAUCUACAGUACAAAAUCCAUGUGUAUGUGUGUGUAUAGUGCGCAUGUUUUCGUGUGUGCGUGUAUGCACGUGUCUGUGCCUAUGUUUGUGUUGCUUCACAGUCCCAGCUGUUCCAUAAGGUGUAUUUUUAUCUGUUUUUUAAAUCUAAUUUUACUGCUUGCGUCAGUUACUUGAUGUGGAAUAGAGUUCCAUGUAGUCAUAGCUCUAUGUAGUACUGUGCGCCUCCCAUAGUCUGUCUUGGACUUGGGGCCUGUGAAGAGACCUCUGGUGGCAUGUCUUGUGGGGUAUUUAUGGGUGUCCGAGCUGUGCCCCAGCAGUUCAAACAGACAGCUCAGUGCAUUCAACAUGUCAUCUGGAAAACUUGUAUCUGAAGAUUUUUCUAUAGCAAAGAAAAGUCUUAUCAGUUAGAGGACCACUUUGCCUUCCACUACAUUUGACAUUUGAUAGCUGUGUGAUAGGAAGUCUGAAAAGAGCUGGAGUCUCUGUGGAGUGGUUGUUGUUACUGAAAUGCCUGUGUUAUGCAGGAGAGAACACACAGUUUAGGCAGUGACUCAGGCUGCAUGUAUUACUGUGAUUAGCUGGAGCUACUGCAGUGUGGGGAGAGAGAGAGAAAAAUAGAGAGUGGUGGAGCGAGAGCUUCCCUGCAUGUCUAUGCGAUUGUGUUUUCACAGGUCUACUGCGUUAAUAUACAAUGCAGUUUCCCUCUCUCCACUCCCUCCUUCUCUCCUCCACUCUUUCUCUCUGUAUGCUAAUCUUCACUCGCUCUCACUGCUCAAAUCUCUUUCUCCUGCCUUCGCCUCUACAGUGAAGAUGACAUCCCCAGUUUUGAUGAACCAGCGAGCCUCUCCUACUGGCCGGUGGCUGCCCAGCAAGACCCCACAAGAUUGGGUUUUCUGGGUGAGGACUUGCCCCCUCUAAAGUGGUUCUAAAGGCACUGACAGCACCGGCCAGGUCUGAAUGGAACAGGAGAUCUCUCUAGUCCAGAGUAAGAUGUCUGAUCUGGAGUCAGUACUGCAGCAGAAGGAUGUGGAGCUGAAAGCCUCAGAGACACAGAGGACCAUCCUGGAGCAAGACCUGGCUACCUACAUCACAGAGUGUAAUAGUCUGAAGCUUAGUCUGGAGCAGGCCCGUAUGGAGGUUUCCCAGGAAGACGACAAGGCACUGCAGCUCCUCCACGGCAUCCGGGAGCAGAGCAACAAGCUGCAGGAGAUUAAAGAACAGGAGUAUCAUGCCCAGCUGGAGGAGAUGCGCGUGGCCAUCAGGCAGCUGGAGGAGGACCUGUCUGCGGCCCGUCGUCGUAGCGACCUGUAUGAGUCGGAGCUGAAGGAGUCCCGUCAGACCAGCGAAGAGCUGAAGAGGAAAGCAGCAGACUGUCAACAAAGGAUGCAGAAGGCCAAGGAGCAAGGAAAAACUGAUACAGAGGAGCUUCUGUCAAAACUGGAGAAGACCAAUGCUGAACAGCAAGUGAAAAUUGAGGAUCUCCAAUAUAAGCUUGCCAAGGCAGUGAAGGCGAGCAGUGAGACCACAGAUCUCCUCUAUAGUAUCAGGGUGGCUAAGGAGCGCAUGGAACAUGAGCUGGAGAUGCUUCAGACCAAGGAGGACUCCAGUGACAGCCUCCGGAGACGCCUAAGAGAGACAGAGGAUGGCAGGAGGACCCUGGAGAGCCAAGUGAAGAGGCUGGAGAUAGUUGAGCGCAGGGAGAGUAAGCUGAAGGAGGACAUGCAAAGCAAGGCCCAGCAGAUCCAGCAGAUGACGGAUCAAAUCAUCGACCUGGAGGAGAGUCUGCGUGAGAGCAAGUCCACAGCCCAACGUGUGGAGACCCACCUGGAGCACAAGGAGAAGCUUUAUGAAGAGAAGAUCAAGGUUCUGGAGAACCAGAUGAAGGCAGGCAUGGCAGAUAAGGAGAUGCUGGAAUCCAGUCAGAGCAAGUAUGAAGAGGAGGUCCAGGAGAAGUGCAGCAUCAUCAGUGAGCAGAAGGCGACCAUAAAUGCCAUGGACUCAAAGAUGGCCAGCCUGGAGCAGAGGAUUACUGAGCUAUCUGAGGCCAACAAACUGGCAGCCAACAGCAGCAUCUACACCCAGAAGAACAUGAAAGCCCAGGAGGAGAUGAUCUCGGAGCUGAGACAACAGAAGUUCUACCUGGAGUCUCAGGCUGGGAAACUAGAGGCCCAGAACGCCAAGCUGGAAGAGCACCUGGAGAAGAUGAGUCAGCAGGAGCAGAGCAACAAGAGCCGAGUGCUGGAGCUGGAGAACAGGCUGAGAGAGAUGGGCCUUGAGCAUGAGGAGCAGAAGCUGGAGAUCAAGCGUCAGGUGACGGAGCUGACUCUGUCGUUACAGGAGAGGGUUUCUCAGAUCAGUGGGCUACAAGCGGCACGCCAAUCCCUGGAGAGUCAGCUGCAGCAGGCCAAAUCAGAGCUCGAGGACACCACCGCUGAGGCUGAGGAGGAAAUCUGUGUUCUUAGAGCCCACCGAGACGAGAUCCAGCGCAAGUAUGAUGCCCUCAGAGACAGCUGUGCGGUGAUCACAGACCUGGAGGAGCAGCUGACCCAGCUGACCCAGGAGAACUCUGAGCUGAACCGUCAGAACUUCUACCUGUCCAAGCAGCUGGACGAGGCCACGGACGAGACAGAGGACCGCCUGCAUCUGGGUCAGGAUGUGGACCGCCUCCGCCACGAGGUGGCUGACCGCGAGAUGCACCUCAACAACCAAAAACAGAACAUUGAGACACUGAAGACCACGUGCACCAUGCUGGAGGAGCAGGUCCUGGAGCUGGAGACUCUGAAUGAUGAGCUGCUGGAGAAGGAGAGGCAAUGGGAUGCCUGGAGGGGAGCCCUGGAGGAAGAGAAGAACCAGGCUGAGAGGAGGACCAGGGAGAUCCAGAGACUGCUGGACAACGAGAAGCAGAACAGGCUACGUGCUGACCUGCGCAACUCGGAGGCUCGUCAGUCUAUUGAGCAGGCAGUGAAGGAGCACAAGGCUGAGAUUCUGGCCCUGCAGGAGGCCCUCAAGGACCAGAAACUCAAAGCAGAGAGCCUCUCUGACACACUGAAUGACCUGGAGAAGAAGCAUGCCAUGCUGGAGAUGAAUACAAGGAGUCUGCAGCAGAAGCUGGAGACUGAGAGUGAGCAGAAGCAGAGGCUGCUGGAUGACCAAGGAAACCUGCAGCAGCAGUUCGAUGUUCAGAAGAGCCACAUCUUCCGGCUAACCCAGGGGCUGCAGGAUGCUGUGGACCAGACUGACCUGCUGACGACUGAGAGGACUGACCUGGAGUACCAGCUGGAGAACAUCCAGGCUGUGUACUCCCAUGAGAAAGUGAAGUUGGAGGGGACCAUCACCCAGCAAUCCAAACUCAUAGACUUCCUCCAGGCCAGGGUGGACCAGGGGGGCUCUAAGAAGAAAAAGGGUCUAUUUGGGCGGCGCAGAGAGGACCUGCUGGCUGCCAUGGCAGCCCAGGGCCAGUCCCAGGUGCCCCAGCAGGUAUCCCCUGCACCCUCCAUGAAGCCGGUGCCCCUGCAGUACAGUGAAAUGAAAGUGUCCCUGGACAAGGAGCGCUCCCGCUGCUCUGAGCUGGAGGAUGCACUGCAGAAGAUGAGACUGGAGCUGCGCUCCCUACGAGAGGAGGUGGUCCAGUACAAACCUGUGGACCAUGGUGGUACCCCUGACACCCCUGCCACAACGCGGCAGCAGAUGAUGAUGUCUGCCAUGGUGAAGUCUCCUGAGCACCAGCAGGGCCUGAGCAACCUGCUGGCUACCUCGAACUCUGGCCGCAGGAAGGAGGCUGCCCCCCCAGAGGAGUACGGCCAUCGCAUGAAGGACAGUCAGAGAGACAGGGAGAGGGGGAGGCAGAGGGAGAGCGUUCACCACAACACCCCUCACCGCUUCACUGUGGGACUCAACAUGAGGGCUGCCAAGUGUACUGUGUGUCUGGAUACUGUGCACUUCGGUCAUCAGGCAGCCACCUGUAUCGAAUGUCACGCUUUGUGUCAUCCAAAAUGCUCCCGCUGUCUUCCUGCUGCGUGUGGCAUGCCUGGGGACUGUGCCUUGCAUAUAGCUGAGGGGCUGUGCCGGGACAAAGGCAGUUCCCCUGGCCUGCAGCUCAAAGAGGCCAGUGGACAUGUUCACCUGGAGGGGUGGAUGAAGCAGCCCAGGAAUGUGAAGCGUGGCCAGGGCUGGGAGAAGAAGUAUGUGGUGCUGGAUGGGACCAAGGUGACCGUCUACGAAACAGAGCCCAGAGAAGAGUCAGUGAAGCCGUUGGAGGAGUUUGAGCUAUGUCUGUCUGAUGUAGACUUGAUGGUGCAUGGUGCUGUAGGGGCAUCUGAGCUGCCCAACACCGCCAAGUCAGACGUGCAGUAUGUGCUAAAACUGGAGUCCCACCCCCACACCUCGCGCUGGCCCGGACAGACUCUGUACUUCAUGGCUCCCAGUUUCCCAGACAAGCAGCGCUGGGUGGCCGUGCUGGAAUCUGUGGUGGCAGGGGGGCGAGCAUCCCGGGAGAAGGCUGAGGCAGAUGCAAAACUGCUGGGGAACUCUCUGCUGAAGCUGGAGGGUGAUGACAGACUUGACAUCAACUGUACUCUCCCCCUCACAGACCAGAUAGUGUUAGUGGGUUCUGAGGAGGGUCUGUACGCCCUGAAUCUGAUCAAGAACUCCCUGACCCACAUCCCUGGCCUGGGCUCCGUCUUCCAGAUCCACAUCAUGAAAGAACAUGAAAAGCUGCUGAUGAUUGUUGGGGAUGAGAGGGCGCUAUGUCUGGUGGAGAUUAAAAAGGUGAAGGAGUCUCUGGCCCAGUCACACCUGCCUGCCCAGUCUGAACUGGAACCAUUUAUCUUUGAGACGGUCAAGGGCUGCCACCUCUUCUCUGCAGGCAGAAUAGAUAAUGGGCCUUGUAUCUGUGCUGCAAUGCCGAACAAGAUUACAAUUCUGCGUUACAAUGAUAACCUCAACAAGUUCUGCAUUCGCAAGGAGAUAGAGACUCUGGAGCCCUGCAGCUGCCUCCACCUGACCAACUACAGCAUCAUCAUCGGCACCAACAAGUUCUAUGAGGUUGAGAUGAAGCAGUAUGUUCUGGAGGAGUUCCUGGAUAAGAAGGAUGUGUCUCUGGCCUCGGCGGUGUUUGCUUCCUCCUGCCACAGCUUCCCCAUCUCCAUAAUGCAGGUCACCAGCACUUUGCAGAAGGAGGAGUACCUGCUCUGCUUCCAUGAGUUUGGAGUGUUUGUAGACGCAUAUGGACGAAGGAGCCGCACCGAAGAGAUCAAAUGGAGUCGUCUGCCCCUGGCCUUCGCGUACAGAGAGCCCUACCUGUUUGUGACAUAUUUUAACUCUUUGGAUGUGAUCGAGGUUCAGGGACAUGCUGCACUUGGCCCUCCAGUGCUAGCCCACCUGGACAUCCCUAACCCCCGUUACCUGGGUCCAGCCAUCUCUUCUGGGGCCAUCUACCUGGCCUCCUCCUACCAGAACAAGCUGCGGGUCAUCUGCUGCAAGGGCAACCUGGUCAGGGAGUCUGGGGAGUUGCAGAGGACCGGCUCCAGCCGUGGCAGCCCCAGUAAGAGAGGACCACCUACAUACACAGAGCACAUCUCCAAGCGUCUGGCCUCGGGUCCUAGCAGCCAUGAGGGGCUUCACCGUGAGCCCAGCACACCACACCGCUUCCGGGAGGGCCGAACUGAGUUCCGGCGGGACAAGUCCCCGGCGCGCCCCCUGGACAGAGAGAAGUCCCCAGGCCCCAGACUGGACAGCCGCAGAGAGAGGUCCCCUGGGAGGUUUGACGAUCGCCAACGUCUCCACUCCGGCUCUGACCGCCGCACACAGCUCACCCCUGUCAACAAGGUGUGGGACCAGUCGUCUGUGUGAGUAACACAAGGAGAGGUUUAGGAGAGGAGCUGUGUGACCCGCUGUCCACUCUGCACAUGGCUACACCAUCUAAGGGUGACCAACCAGAAAACCCAUCGCCUGUAUAUAGUGCAAUCUGGAUUCAUUUGCCAACACACUAUUGCACUGGGGAAAUGUCCUUUGACAAUCUUGUCCUUUCUGAUAUGUGUAUUCAUUGCUAUGGUCCUAUGGCAGAUAGUUGUUCAACAGAGCAGCAUUAGCAGGGAACCCCUGUGGAUCUAAUGGGUCGAGGAUAUAAACCUUUAUAAGUACUAAAAUCAAAGUUGUAAAUAUUGUUCCAGUUUUUAUAGCGAAAAGGGAAUAGUAGGCUGGUACAGCCAAGUCUAUAUUUUUUAAGGACGUGUUUCUAAUGAUGUUGCAGGGAGAGAAAUCUCAUCUCAAAAUCUCAUCUUCAUCAUCCCAGAUGCAAUACUGUAAUUUUUGCUUUUCUCUGGACGGUCAAUCAUGCCAACAUUUAAUCACCCAUGUACUGUACAAAUAAUAUGGGUUCCGAGAAGGCAAUACUCAUGAGCUUUUCACUUUGAACUUCAAAUUAAGGGCUCUAGUCAAUCUGCAUUGCAGAAAUUCAGCUUUACAGCAUGAUUGAAAUUUAUAAGCAAUGUUAGUGGUUUAGCGGAGACUGCAUUCACGGUAAACGCUGCAUGUCGGCUCAAUCUGAAAUUACCUUUACAUUUCUAUCAUGGAAUCUAACACUUCAGCUUUAAAGACUGAAUAGAGCCCUAACUGUGCAGGAUUCCAAAUUCAUUAUUUCUACAUGACCAGUCUUCUUUUUUAUUAAAUGGACUUUGAUAUCUAAUUGCAUAUGAUUGUUUAAUAACAGUUAGUCUUACCAUACUAAUGGACAAAAUACAUGUUAAGUAUAUUUAAUACAAGGAACACUUGUAGCCUAAGAAGAAUAAUACGCCUAUAAUCUUAGUCUUUGAUUUGAACCAGCAGGCAGUGGAGCUGGCUGACCAUUAGUCUGCUGCCUGCAGCUACUUAUUAUGGUGCAGUGAACUAACUAUGAAGUCCAGUAAUCUUCAGGGUUCGUCACUACUAUCGCUUCUAUUUCAAUUGAUAAAAUAUUACAUUUGUCACAUCAGAAGAGCAUGAGUCAUUUAGAGCAGCAGUUGCUUUUUUUUUUUAAUUUUUGGUUUGUGUUUUUCUGUCAUGUAGUCACAUGAAUUUGUAUUCAAUAAGUAUACAUUGUUGCAAGACAACUAAAGGUUUUUGUACAUACAUUAAAGAUGAUUGAGCUACCCUGGCAAUGUGUCAAGAUAUGUACCAUACAUCUUACAUAUUUUCAUUUUGCAUGAGAAACUAUUCCGGCUAGCAAAUAACCAAUGGAAAUAGCCCACUUUAUUUUCCUUUAUUUCUACAUCAAUGUAAUGCUCUUUAAAGUAAAUUCAACAAAACAAAAAUAAACAUUCUAAACAAAAAGAGCACUUGUUGUUACAAGAAACUGCCAUGUCCUGUUACAGGAAACAGCUACAAAGUCCUCUGCGACCGACGAUACAUGAGAAGGUUGAAAGUGCUUGUUAAAGAUAACGGUAAAGGAGGAAAACAAAUCAAAAGCACAUUAUUUAUCCCUUUAUUACACAGGAGGUUGGUGGCAACUUAAUUGGGGAGGACAGGCUCAUGGUAAUAGCUGGAGUGGGAAUAGUUUCAAAUAGAUUAAACACAUGGUUUCCAUGUAUUUGAUGCCAUUCCAUUUGCGCUGGUCGGGCCAUUAUUAUGAGCCGUCUCUCAGCAGACUCCACUGCUUUGUUAAAGACCUGUAUAAGAACUGCUUGGCACCAGUUUCCCUCUGACACACACGCUCGGAAACACUUGCAUUUACACCGGAUUCCUGGGCCAUUGCAGGGAUGCCUCCUAUGGGGAACUACGUGAUGGACAGCUUCUUAAAUCACACGAGGGAAGAGAAAUGAAAGCCAAAGAAGAUCAAAAUAACUCAAAAACCCAACUGGACAAAGUGUAAGGGCUCCUCCAGACAGACAAUGUGUAAAUCCAACCCCUCCACAUACUCCCAUCAUCAUAUCCAGCUAUGCCCCACAACAGCACCAAAAUAAAAAACAGGCUCAUCCCUCAUGAGUCCUUCUGUGGGUGACAUAAUACUGAAUAGAACAGACUCAUUUUCAGCUUUAUUGUUUGAUGUAUUUCUGUGGCAGUGUCUACUUUAACUGAAAUGCUAUGCAAAACAACUAAUGUUGUUAGCCCUCAAUGUCAAACCUCAGUUUGGGAAAGUAUGACCAGAAAGACCCACAUGGCUUUGAGAUCUGAAGCUAUGGACCACUUAGUCCAGCCAUUGAAAUGUACACAGUAUAAGCUAUUCAGGGGGUCAUUGAAAGAGAUCAACAGUCAAGAGUUUGGUCUAAGCCCUCAGAUGGUUUUACAAGAUGGCUGUCCAAACUAUACAUGGCUCUUUCACACAGUCUGCUGAUCAGGUAGAGAGUUGUGAAUAAUAACAAUUGCUGAAAUCCCGCGAUUCAUUUGUGUCCUGCUAGUACGACAAGUGGCAUUAUUAAUGAUUGGCAGUCUUGAAGGAUAUAAUUUGACAUCGUAUAGGGUUGUAUUUGUACAUUUAAUUCUCAUAAAACCCAAAUCAUUCAUAACAAAAGGCCAAUAUUGAUGGCGAACAUCUGAAAAGCAAAUAUCAACUACUACAAGCACAGUGAGAAUAUCUGUGUGCAUGUAUGAGUGUGUGGAGCUCCUGUCUGUAUGGUAGAGGUAGUGUGUACAUGUACUGUAUAUGAGUGGGGUAUGCGU
Molecule: messenger RNA, 10081 nt
Organism: Oncorhynchus nerka (sockeye salmon)
Lineage: Eukaryota; Metazoa; Chordata; Actinopteri; Salmoniformes; Salmonidae
Product: citron rho-interacting kinase-like
Exons: 38
Coding region: 2405-7297 (1630 amino acids)
Source: RefSeq, a predicted model, not a curated record